GUAUUCGCUGGCAGUGUAGGCUACUUGCUAAACAGGGCGGAUGUUAUGGACUAUGAUUCACUGGGCUGCACAUUUCUCUGCAGCUCUUCUCUUGAAGAAUGCUAUCUCACCCGAUUAUUGGAAAAUCAUGUAGGAGAGGUUGUGUAGUCUGGUGCAGAAAAAGGACUUGGAUAGAGCUGAAAAAUGCCCAUGGGUCAUAGUUUCUCAACCGUUGUCUUCUCUCAAUCAGCACAUUCCUUGCCCAAGAAAGGUCGCAACAUCACCAUCCACUCCUCACAGCUGGUCUGCAGCAUUCCAGGCCCAGCAGGGCCUGCUGGUAACCCCGGAGCCCCUGGAUCUCCAGGGGCCAUGGGCCCCAUGGGGCCCCCAGGGAAGGAUGGCCCGGAUGGGAAGGAUGGAGAGAAGGGACAAAAGGGAGCAGCAGGUGAUCCAGGGAGGACAGGGAACCAAGGCAAGCCAGGUGUGAAAGGGCGGGAAGGUAUCAUCGGCAAAGCUGGACCUCGAGGACUGAAGGGGCCGCGAGGAAUACCGGGGAUAGCUGGGAAACGAGGACAAAAAGGAGAGCCAGGCGACACGGGCCAGCAAGGAGCUCCAGGAGGGUGUAGUUGUGGCAGUGCGGCCCGGUCAGCCUUCUCUGUGGCUGUGACAAAGAGCUACCCUAAAGAACGGAUGCCCAUCCGCUUCAGCCGGAUUCUGCUGAACGAGGGGAAUCACUACAACGCCAGCAGCGGGAAGUUUGUCUGUGUUGUCCCCGGGGUCUAUUAUUUCACAUAUGAUAUCACUCUGGCAAAUAAGCACCUGGCCAUUGGGCUGGUCCACAAUGGACAGUACAAGAUCAAGACAUUUGAUGCAAACACAGGGAACCAUGAUGUAGCGUCUGGUUCUACUGUCCUCCACCUGCAGCAGUCAGACCAGGUCUGGCUGCAGAUCUUCUACUCAGAGCAGAACGGACUCUUCUUUGACCCUUUCUGGACAGACAGCACCUUCACUGGCUUUCUUAUCUAUGCCGACCAGGACUAUCUCAUUGAGGCUGAUAAAAAAGCUAACGCUCAGGAUGACAGUCAAUCCUGAGAUAGAUUUUUUUAUUUUAGUAACUGGCUAAAGAUUGCUCCACAGUGGAAGGCCUCAGUGAAUCAUUAACAUGUUCUGACACCAGGGGGCACACCAGGAAAGACAAGUCUACCACAGUUAGGGAAACACUUGAAACUGUUUGAAUCUGAGCCCUGUGUUUUGGCCUCAGUAUCCCUAAUGGUGCUAUGAUUCUGACAAGAUAUUUUAAGAUAUCUCCAAUAAGCAAUAAAUAAGCAAACAGGUUGCCAUAGGUUGUUUUAUUUCCAUUAAUAGAAGGUGGCACACGACCGUCUUCUGAAAUGCUGAUUUAAAAAAAAAAAAAAAAAAUACACAAAGAAAACGUACAAUUGAAAGUGAAAUUGCUAUAUUUAUUUUACCGUAAAAUGCAGGGCCACAUACAGCACAAUUUGAUCUGAUGUGGGCCGCACCAAUGAAACCAUUGCAUAAUAACCUACAAAUAUCAACACCUCCAAGUUUGUCCCUAUCUUUAGGUGUAAUGAAGUACAUUCUGAAAACUUUUAUCCACUCAUAAAACAGCUGAUGAACAGCCUGAGAUACCUUCAGAAAAAUAAGCGAAAUUUCACCAAUACGUCUCAUUACAUGUGCAUUUUUCCCCAUACAUUUCAACUCUUGUGUAGUAAGGCUGCCAUCACCACACCAAGCUAGUCACUGAGGAAGCAGGUGAAGUCAUCCCCUGCCUUUCAAACCAUUUACAAAUUUUAGCAGUAGUGCUGCAGCAUAGUUUUGAGAUAGAAGUCUGAUACAGAUUAUUUUGUACUGAAGCUGCUCAUGUUCAAUAUCUUUAAAUUUGACCACAGAAAGUAUUCAUUAUUUUUUUUCUCAGAGAAUUGUAUGCUAUUUUACAUGAAGUAGGCUACUGGCUAUUUUACAUGCUCCCGAAACCUGGCAUCUCUUAUUCUUCACAAGUGCAUCAAUGUUAGAUGUGCAAAGUCAUCCAGUGGGCCUGAUCUGGCCCAAGGGCCACAUGUUUGACACCCUCUAAUGAAUCUUGAGCACAUUAGAUGAUGUGUGUGUCCCAUUUAAAGCUUUUUAAAUUCAGUAAAAUUAAGAAAUUGACUCUGGAUAGUUCUACAAUUUUUGCAAUGCAUUAAAAAUUAGACUCGACACAACUGAUAAUAGCUAACAUGCCCUUAGCAUGCAUUACCACAAUGUUUCCAAAGUGGGGCUGGUCUAGGGACCAUGAGGUGAGAGGGUUCCCUGGAUUACCAGUAAAUUUGAGAAAUAGUUUAAUUUCACCCUUGUUUUAUUUAGAUCAAUAUGAAACAAUGAUGGGAAGGAUGGAGAGCAGAGACUGAAAAGGGCAAAGAGAACUACUGUGUGUGUGUCUUAUAUCGCUGUCCUGUCUCUGUAACUCGAUUUAUUUCCUCAUUUGGAUAUGUUGAACAUCACACCUGUGUCCACAGAGUCAUGCUCACACAGGCUACAUGUCUUAAACUCAGAUAUAAGUUGGACCCAGGGAAAUGUCCCCCUUAAAACAGAUUUAGCAUUCCAGUGUCAAGCUCUGCAUGUACAUCAUUCUGAGGGGAGAUUUCCAUCUCAUUAGACAGAUCAAACAUUGCUCAUCUCAUUGGCUGUUAAUGAUGGAUACAGAAGCACUGUGUGGUGUGGAUAAAAAGUAAUUUACAGAAGAAAUUUAACUGACACUUGUGUCAUUUAGAUCAUUUUAAUUGACAACUUUUCAUUUAAUUCAUUAUUGUUACAGUAAUGUCUUUGAUUAGCAUUAGCUCAUAGCCUGUCCAAAAAUUCAGCCAGAUUACUUUGAGCCAAGGGCAUUUUUAUCUGGCGGUUGUCUCUGUAC
Epinephelus fuscoguttatus (brown-marbled grouper) is the source of this 2890-nucleotide messenger RNA. RefSeq names its product C1q and TNF related 2 (gene c1qtnf2). NCBI's taxonomy places the organism in Eukaryota, Metazoa, Chordata, Actinopteri, Perciformes, Serranidae. Gene Ontology annotation, molecular function: protein binding. The coding region runs from base 184 to 1071 and encodes 295 amino acids. The record is from RefSeq and is a predicted model, not a curated record. The transcript is spliced from 3 exons.